This is a messenger RNA of Pelodiscus sinensis (Chinese soft-shelled turtle), 5012 nucleotides long. It is a transcript of the gene TMEM196, whose product is annotated as transmembrane protein 196. Lineage: Eukaryota; Metazoa; Chordata; Testudines; Trionychidae. The record is from RefSeq and is a predicted model, not a curated record.
AUCGGAGUAUCCCUGUGUGCGGGGCCGCCUGGCUGCGGAGAGGAGGUCUCCUGUCCGCUGGCUGAGGAGAGGCGCCCUGGCCUCGGGAAUGCCCGGCCCCCCGGCUGCGGAUCUGACGCUUUGCCUCUGAAGGAGGAGGAAGAAAAGUUCGGGGGAGCCCGAGGGAGGAAGGCGGAUGGUUUGUUUUCCUGGCUGAGCUGGAAGGAACGAUGACCCAGGGAGGAUGUGCACCAGCAGCCACAUCAUUGGGAGCCUCUUGGUGCUCUCCGUGUUGGAGAUAGGGCUGGGGGUCUCCAGCGUGGCCGUGGGGGCGGUCAGUUUCAGCUUGGUCCUUGCAGAGCAUAAGCCUCAGCUGGGAGACUCUUCUCCGGUAUGGAGCGGGGUGUGUUUUCUGCUUUGUGGCAUAUGUGGAAUAUUGUGCGCCAAAAAAAAAUCUGGACUCGUUAUGAUCCUUUUUUCAGCCUGUUGCAUCUGUGGGUUAAUUGGAGGAAUAUUAAAUUUUCAGUUCCUUCGUGCUCUAACAAAGAAGUCCUCCACCCUCUAUUCCUUGCAUCUCACUUCCAUGUCUCUUGCCUGCAUUGGAAUUGGAGGUUGCACCCUUUCUUCGUGGCUCACUUGUCGGCUAGCCAGCUAUGAACAACGAAGAAUGUUCUCGGAAAGGGAGCAUUCACUGCAUCAUUCCCACGAAAUGGCAGAGAAAGAAAUGACAGACAAUAUGAGCAAUGGAGGACCACAGCUGAUUUACAAUGGAAGAGUGUAUGAAAAGAUUUAAAAAGUUAAAGGAAAAAAUAUUUUCAAGAUUUUUCAGGACAAACAAACAGGCACCAAGAGACUGAAAUGAAAUGGAAACAGUCUUGGCUUUUAUUACUAGAACUUCACAACUGCAGAAGAGCACACUUCCCUUUAGAAACAUAUCUGAAAUUUCUUUCCCAAGGAUUUUGUGGAUAUACAGUAUUUAUUCACUCCACCUCUAUUCUUUUUCUUCUUGUCCAAAUAACUUCGCAGAAUUACCACAGCACUCAAGAUAGGCUUUUCAAACUCUUCCUCUCAUGAAGACUUUUUUUUUAAUCCCAUUAAAAUGGAGAGGGUUUAACCUGUAGAUUGUACUGUGAAGAGAUUGCAAAUCAGACUUGUAAAAGGUUUGCAUUGCACAUGCAGAGUGCAAAUGAGCGAAGGAUAAGUCUUCUGAAAACAACACUGAUGUCUUUGUUUUGAAAGACAGAAUGCUUCAAGAAUGCCAGAAAUCAAAACCUCAACAAUGCCUUCUUGUAAAGAAAUAGUAAAUAUUUCCAGUUUGUGAAUGAAGUAUAUUUCGUAAUUUGUUCAUAAUAGAUGACAAAUAAAAUUAAAUCUAAAACUGAGAAUAAUUCAAUUUCUGCUUGUUAGAAAGAUCUGUGAAUCUGGUUUGUUGUAUUUGCAUAUUUGCACAAAAUAUCAAAAGGACCUCAAUAAAAGGUGAAGCAGAAAAAGGCUGCAGAGGAGUGAGGGUGGAAUGGCUGGGGCAGAACUACACCUUGGCAAUUCAAUCCAUGGGGGCUAUUUGAGCAAUGAUGCAUCUCAGGACUAAUCUACUUUUCUUGGACCAAAGAGGUCCUCAUGCCCCUUAAUAGGGCAGGCAUAAUCUGCCUCCCAGUGUGUAUAAUAGUUGUACAUAUAUGGCAAGCACAAAAAUAUAGGCAACAUAUUUUAUAAUAAACAUGAACGUAUGCUGUAUACAUGUAUACACACUUGUCCACUAUACAUAGCUAAUGCAUGCUUGAGUGGGAGUGAUGGAAAAAUGUUCAGCAUGAGUUUGAUAUGGUACAUUAUUUAUGACCCUAGAGCAUAGAUUGUAGUUAUCACGUGUAUCACAAACAAUGUGUUAAAGCAUGUUUUAGAGUUUAGAACCUUUAUUUGUGCUAUUUAAAAAAAAAAUCCCUCUAUUAAAAGCCAGGUGCCUUAAUUAGCCUGAGUGCAGAUACAAAAGGUUCAGAGGAAGCUGAGAUUGAAGUAAAAGAGCCUCUGAGAUGAUGUAAGACAUAAUGUAACAACCUCUGAGAUGAUGUAAGAGAGCUCUGUUUUAUAAAUAAAAAUGGUACAAUCUUGAAGUCGCUUAGGUUGCGAUAUUCUAGAGCUGCAGGGAAGACUGGCAUCCAGUUAGAAUGUUGAGAACUGUCCCUUCUUCAUGAUAGAAAGUUCCCCUUUCUUGUCCUACAAUAGUGAGUUAUAUUGGAUUACAAAGCCGGAGUUUUGGUUCUAGUGAACUACAGAUCUGCUAUAAGGCCUCAGUCCUGUAAGCAUUUCUGUAUUGUGUUUAAAUGCAUAUGAGUAGUCCCAUUAAAGUCAGCAGGACUAUUCAUGUGCACAAAAAUGACACACCUGAAUACAUUUUUGCAGUCAGUGUCUAAAAUGGCAUCUCAGGAGCAUCUCAGUGCAAAGGGAUCCAUGGGAGGAAUAGAACCAGAAUAGAUGGAUCUUGCAACUCCCACUGCACCCAGUGUAAGGGGAGUUACUAGGGAAAGGUAGGCAGGAGAUGGAGUGUGGUAGAGGAGCUUUCAGAAUCCAAAUCAGAAUUCUGUGGCUUAGGCAGCGCUGGUUCCUAAACUUUUUAGUAUCCCCAAACAAAACCAACAACUACCUAUCACUGAAGCAGUGACCCAGUGAAGGGACCAUAUAAUGUGAGUCAUCAGAACUAGAAAUAAGUGCUUUAUCCCACUAUAGAGCAGCUGGGAAUUCCUCAUGUAUUUGUUUCAAUCCCUGGAAGGACAUGAAAUCUCAGACAUUAAAAUCAUGUCAUGAUUAUUAUUAUAAAAGCUACUUACUUAUUUUGGAGGUUAUUCAAAAGAGAGGCACUGACCCUACAAAUAAAUACACUUAUCUUGAUGAAUAUGAGAAGGUCCAGGUUGGAACCAUAGUUAUAAUUUUUCUUUCCCUGAGACAGAUAUCAUUAUAUUAAGGCAGCCUGGCUAUGUGAAUGGAAGAUACAAAUAGAUAAAUCACAGUCCCACAAAAUUAUAUGAAAACCUCUUUGAAAAUUCAGUAAUAGAUUUUUUGUCAAAUAAGGUCAUGUAGAACCAUAAACAUAUGGAGGUUUUACUUUAAUUUUGUGUGUAAAGUAUAUUUUACUUAUGAAGGUUUUACUGACACUUAUUUUCCAUGUUUUGCAAAACUAACUUGCGCUAUUAUUAAGGAGCAUAAUGCAGCAUACUAAACUCAUGCUCAUAAAACCUUUAUACCAUGUCACAUUACUGUGCGUGUGGUCUGUGCGUAUCUAUAAAUAAUAUACAUGCACACACAAUUUGAUUUAGGCUAUUUUAGUACUGCAUUCAAGCUCUCUGGCAUCUAAAGCUAUUUUUACUUGCCGUCUAAUAAAAUUAGGUAUAAAAUGUGGGCUGCAGAACGCAGUGGCUGAGAAAUUACAUUACAGUUUUGGAAUUCAGAUGUAAUUCAUAACACCAAUACUGCCAACAUCAAGCAUUCACAAAUCAUGUAUCAGGCCUCAAACUAUCAUGAGACUGGUUUGAACUCAUGAGAUUUUUUAAAAAAAUAACUGUUGGGUUCUUUUUAUUCGCCUCUGGUGUUCCAGCCUUUGCCAGUCAUGUUUUCAUCCUUUUGUAUGCACUCAAAAGGGCAAGAAGCUUUCUUCAGAUAUUAAAUGAAAACUAAAAUUCUUCUAUGAUCAUGCAACUCCAGAAGAUUAGGCUUUAAGGAAAGCACCAACAGUUAUGAAACUCAUGAUAAAAUCAUGAGAAUUGACUACACUCUAAUAGAAAACAUUUAACCAGAAAUUAUACCCUAAGUAAUUAACAAAUUAAUUCUCUAAGGAGAAGCUACUUGGCAAUGGCUCUGUACAAAUCUCCUAUUAAUGGCCUUGAAAAUCAUUGCUUUAAACUUUGAGCCAAAUUUUCAAUCAGCCCCUUUCCCUGCUUCCACUGAUCUGCAACUGUGCAUCACAUUUUGGGUACUAACAGAUAUGUGAUCAAGUCAUUUAUACACACAAAGCCAUACCUCCAAGCCUGAUGGGGGGUAGUGGUGGUGGAAGAUCUGAGAACCCGAGACCCCCCAUUUCCUCAAGCUUUGCACGACAAAGGUGGUGCUAAUCCAGAAGGUGUCAGCUAUCUGAAGCCUGGAUUCCAACCAUACAAUGGAACUGCACAGUUCUGCUAUUUUGUAGGGCAUAGACACACAAAGAGGAGGAAUGUGGGAAGGGGAAAGGAUUGUAGUGGAUCUAGGUUAAAAAAAAAAAAGCCCAAGAAUAAUUAAAUUGCUCUUUCCACAUAGCUGCCAAGUCUGUAGCUUAUAGACAAGCAGGCCAAGCACUUCAAUAUCAGUUUUGCAUUGCUGUCUUUCAUCAACGCCUUCAAAAUGCAAAACUGGUGAUCAAUAAUUGACUAUGUAAUUGAAAAGACUGCUUCUGUCAGAGAAAUACAAAGAGCUGAAAAACAUGUUUAACAAGAGGUAAAGUUCUAUGGCUUUACAGAUGUGCUCAGAAUAAAAAGCAUCACUUUUAUUGAGUGUUUUACUUUAACAUCUAAUAUAGUUUCAGUCCUUAAUUUAGUGCAAAAUUCAACAUAACUUUUUUCUGAUCACUUUUUCUUACUGAUGGGCUUGGAGGGAAGUUUAUUUUAUUAGCUCAGCUGACACUAUUGACAGUGGUCUGGUUUUCCACUACACAUGAAAUACUAAAUAAGACCAAAAUGUUUAAACUCAGAUGUCUAAAAGUUAGGCAUCAAACUACAUUUUCAAGUAUCAAAACAAGUGGUAUUGUUUUCAGAGAUGCAAAAUCUCCCAUUAACUUUGAUGUUAUUAUUCCUAAUUAACAUUGAUUAAAAGUAGAUUCAAGCCCUGAGUCUGUAAAGUAUAUUCAACUUGGAAAGCUCUUCCUUUUUCACAGCAUUGUAAACUUUGAGGCAAAGUUGUCAGCCCUGGAAAGGUACAGGCCGGAAAGAAACAGAACUCUCUUCCUUUGUACCUAUAUGGAACAAUCAUAUGUAUGAAUGAUCAGGAAAUCCUACACAAUACUUGGAACUGUC